Molecule: messenger RNA, 2881 nt
Organism: Podospora bellae-mahoneyi
Lineage: Eukaryota; Fungi; Ascomycota; Sordariomycetes; Sordariales; Podosporaceae
Exons: 2
Coding region: 210-1847 (545 amino acids)
Cellular component (GO): SUMO-targeted ubiquitin ligase complex
Molecular function (GO): ubiquitin-protein transferase activity
Source: RefSeq, a predicted model, not a curated record
GUCUCUUUCUCUCAUCAUCGCUCGCACCAGAAGCAGCCACCAGCGCGCCUUGUGGCGACAUUUUCCCUUACGCAUACACCAAAUUCCAGAAACAGCUCGAGCCCUUUUCUGGCAGCCCGAGUGUACACUACAGCGUCAGGUUUGAGGACCGAGUGGGGCGCGUGUAAUGCCAUUGUUUGGUUGACCUGCCAAGGUGCACUGAAGCCGUUAUGGACAGAAGCUCUCCCGACCUGGGGUUCUACUCUUCUGACAACCACCACGACAACAACCACGAAUCCGACUCUGACUCUGAUUUGGACGCGAACCUCGACUUCUACGACAACGACGACGACCACGACGACCACGACGACCACGACGACGACCACCAUCACCACCACGACCACGCCGAACAAGAGGAAGCAGAGUUCCAGCAUCAGCUACACCAGCACUUGCAUCACCAUCUGCACCACCUUCACCAGUUGCGUCACGUUCUUGGUAUCAACCUCACCGCCGAGCCAAACCUGAACCACGAGGACGAUUAUAUGAACCACAUUUUUGGUGACAGCGAUAACGACGGUUUUGACGGAUUCGACGACGAUAGCUAUCUCGACAACGAAGAUUUGGACGUGGGGGCUUUGCUGCAUGUUGGGGAUAACGACGACGACGACGACGACGACCACGACGAAAGCCAUAGCGACCACAGUGACGACAGCACUGCAAAUCGAGAGUCGAGUGAGGAUUCUCUCUUUGUUGAUCAGCGGCCUUCGCCCUCACCCUCGCCUAAUCGAUUGCCGCCCAUCGCUCAGUUAGUUCCCGAAGUCCGACGCGCAGGACAACUGCAGGGGAACAGGGAGAGCAGCUUUGGUUUUGGUUCUCUGAACUCGGACGAAGUGGCCUUUCUGGACCAGCUUGUUGAGAUGGAAGUCGCAAGACCUGUGCGCCGGCCUCGCACAAUGGCGGCGGCCCGCUCCAUGACGCCAGCUGCCAACGCUGAGGUUAUCGAUUUGACACAAGAUGACGACGACGUUCGGCAGCCGCGUCCAAACCAUAACCCCAAUCCUCGCCGACAAACUCUGAACCACCGCACGCCUUCCCUCAACCGCAGCGACGGUAGCCUUCUCGGAAACGCCGGCGCCGCCGACAUCAUCGACCUCACUAUGGACGACCCGACCCCUCCCCCGCGCCGACAGCAUGCCGCCCGCGCCCAAGCCCGGCCCAACCUUCCACGCCCCCCUCCUCCUUUCGUUGACCUGGUGAACGACGAUGAGGACGACAAUCUAGGUGCUGGUGGCUCCUUCCGAGCCCCUGGCGCUUUCAGCCACUUUGUGCACCAACUCCAACACAGACUGCAGCCGGCUGCCAUGUUUGGCAUUCACGGCAUUCUCGGACUACGCGACGUGACAGCGCUAGGCCGGAGUCCUGCCAAUAACCCCCUCGGGGCGCAUGGCCCCGAUUUGAACUAUGGACUCCAUCGUGCCGGUCAAGAGCAUACCGCUCCCAAACCCGCCCAUGUUCCGCCCAAGCCUGCCCGAGAAGGCUUCACCCGUGCCACCGGAGAGGCUAGCGAGGAUGUGGCUGUCUGUGCCGGCUGUGAGGAAGAGCUCAAGUACGACCCAGACGAGUCCAGGGCCGACAUGCCGCCCCAGAAAAGAGCGAGGAACAAGAAGGACAAUGAAGAGCACCACUUCUGGGCUGUCAAGGAAUGUGGACACGUGUACUGCAAGAGUUGCUACGAAGGACGUGGCAGAGCCAAGGGCAAGACUGCCCACUUCCGCGCCGGGCCAGGCAAGAACAAGGCUCUAUGCAACGUCCCAGAUUGCGAGUCGGAGGUGUCCAGCAAGAUGGCCUGGGUCGGUCUCUUUCUCUGAGGCAGGGACAUUUACAAACAUUUCUUUAAGGGUGCAUGGACGGAUCGGGUUUGGGUUAUACCAUUUGCUCUCUGGCGAGGGGCUUUACGGACAGGUUACCUAGUUAUUCUUUUUUCCUUCGGCAUGGAUGACCAAGGCUUGGUCCGGUGUUUACUGCAUGGUCUGGUGUUUGGUUGCCUUUUUAGCGCUGCUUUUCUCGGCCACGGAUAGAAGACAUGGGUUUUUGUGAAUGGGUAUAGAUGGCUAUCUGUCUAUGUGUGUAUGUGUCCUUGUUGUAUUGGUUUGGUGUUUUGUCGCGGCGUUGUUUUAAAGCCUUCUCUUUACAUCACACACACAGCAAUGUAUUCAACAAUCUCACAUCAAGUCAGGGAUACAGUACGGUGCAGAAUUGACAUUAUUCUCUACAUUCCAGGUCAGUUCCUCUUUCUGUUUGCUAUUACAAAUCACUGUCCCUACCCACCUUGAUAGGUCUUUUAUUUGCUCAGCUGCCCCCCAGCUCCUGAUAGCCUGACGAGAACAGCACCACGCGCAAAGAGACGGGCACAAAGCCGACUCCCAACUCGACCCUCUUCUGCUGCCUUCUUCUGCCCAAGGUAAACGGAGGCGGAUACGCCCAAUCCGUUCCCUUUUCAAGACAAUGUUCAAUGAUCACGACCCACCUCACUUUCUAACAGAUCUUUUUCUCUCUACAUCUUUGUCCAGGUCCGUCACGGAGACGACCACCCCUUCCCCUUCCCGACGAUACGAUCGAGAAACCUCCCACUCAUGCUGGCCAAUCCACCCCCCCUUUCGUCGCGAGUCUUUUCGAUUACUGUCUCUCUGACCCCCUUUUCCCGGGUCGAGUUGUUGGGGUCGAUGACGGUUUUGGAUCCCGUGCGCCAUGCGCAAUACGGAGUGCGACAUGGCGCAGAGGUGGCCGGCCCCGUCGUUGACGCGGUCCUGCUUCCGGAGGCGCUCGAGGCGGGACUCGAGGGAGGAGAGGGAGCGGUAGGUGAAGGGGUCGAGGCGGGGCCAGUGGUAGAGUUUGCGGAGGG